AUGUCCUGCACCUCCGGCAGCUCGCAGGCUGUUACAUGUAGCCCAAAGUGUGGAUGUUAUUCAGCUCAUUUUCAAACCCUGAGGUCUUCUACUUCAUGGGAUUGCUACCAGCAAGCUUCCAAAACUCUGCUCAGUGACAUUGUAGCCCCAGCCCAGCUGAUUGUGUGCAGGAUCUCACCUGCUAGGCAGAGCUCCAGCUGGAAACCUCCACAAACCACUGAGUGCGAUACAUCCGAGUUUUCUGCUUACAGAUCGGACAGAAGAUCCCUUUUCAAUGUCUCACAGGUGGAUGAUGCAGGAAUCAUUAUUGGAGUCGUUAUGAUCCAAAGCUUUGGAUUCUUUUGCUGCCAUAACCAAGGACCUUACAGCAGCCAGCAACAAUGUGAGAAGAUAAAGAGCCUGUUACAUGAGAUGACCGGGCUGCUACAUGACUGUAAGCCAGAAAACAUCAAUAGAUAUCCCCAAAGAAAGAAGAUAGAAGAUCACUUCUCCAACCUCUUGAUCUUUUUGAAAAAUAAGAACUAUACAGACUGCGCCUGGGGAAUGGUUAACAUUGAAAUCAGGAGAAUCCUUUUUUAUAUUUCAACAUUCUACAAGAACGUGAUGAUCCACUGCAGCGCCACAAGCUGAACCAAAAACAACAUGCCACCAACGAACAACAAUCAAUGACAAACAACAAGCCACCAACAAACAGCAAGAAGCUGGGAAACAAGAAAAUGACGAUGUCAAACAAGAAGACAAAAAAGAAGGUGGCUACUACAUCAUCAUCAUCAUCAUCAUCAUCAUCAUCAUCAUCAUCAUCAUCAUAUUCUUCAUUGUCUUCAUCAUCUUCUUUGCCAUCUUAAUC
This is a messenger RNA of Pseudophryne corroboree (corroboree frog), 847 nucleotides long. RefSeq lists its product as uncharacterized. Lineage: Eukaryota; Metazoa; Chordata; Amphibia; Anura; Myobatrachidae. Gene Ontology annotation, cellular component: extracellular region. The transcript has 5 exons. Gene Ontology annotation, biological process: defense response. The record is from RefSeq and is a predicted model, not a curated record. Gene Ontology annotation, molecular function: cytokine receptor binding. The coding region runs from base 1 to 630 and encodes 209 amino acids.